AUGGAGGAGGGGGUCGACGUGGUGGCCGCCUGCUUCGCGGAGGCGUGGGAGGCCGAAGCCCACCUGCGGUCGCUGUUGCGGAGUAGCGGGGCCGCCCUGCUGCCGCCCAGCCCUGCCCUCGACGCCGCUCGCCACCGGUUGCGGGAGGCGUGCCGCCAGCUGCUGCUGACGGACGUGGCCUUUGGCGUGGAGAAGGACGUGGACCAGACCACAUGGAAGCUGGGCCACUACCGCCUCAUCGAACACCCGGCGGAGGCCAAGGCGGCGAGCGAGUCGCUCGGUUCCUUCCUCGCCGAAUCCUCCCGCUUCUACGCCGCUCUCCUGCAGGUCAACCAUCUUCCCCCGCCGCGCCCGAGGGAGGUGAGCGACAGAUAUGCUGUGGUGCUGGAUGGGAGCCUCACCUACGCGCGCGAUGGCGCUGUGCCAGGCGAUGGGGUGUUACAGACCAGCUCGCAUCCGGCCUAUCUGGCGUGCCACCGCUGUCUCGUCAUACUGGGCGACCUGGCCAGGUACCGCAAAGACGCGGCCAACUCGCCUGGCUGGGCCACCGAAGCUGUCAACCACUACAAGCGAGCCGUGCGCAUCUGGGCCGAUAACGGCAACGCGCACAACCAAUUGGCGGUGGUGGCUACGCACAACGGCGAUGAUCUCGAGGCGGCCUAUCGAUACGCGCGGGCCAUCAACACGCCGCUGCCGUUCCCCACCGCGCGGGACAACCUGGCGGUGCUCUACCAGAAGAUCCGUCAGUCGCCCAUCGACCCGACGCCGCCCACCCUCCCGGCCAGCGCCCUCCUCCCCAAGUUCCUCCUCCUGCAGGCCUCGAUCGGCUGCCCUAGCGUCGCUCCGGAGCGGUUCGAUGAGCUGUGGGAGGCCUACCUGCGGCAGGCGGCAACGGUCGAGCUGGGCACCGCGCCGCUCACCGACCGCGUCCUCUACUGCAUGAUGACCAUCAGCACAUUCUCGGUGGGCGAUCUGCUCGGCAGGCAAACCGACAACGCGGAGGCAUUCGAGCAGGCGCUGGAGCUGAUGCUGCACUUGGCCGAGACUCUGCUCGCCGCUGCGGCCGCGGUCACGCCCGACACCCGAGGAAGCUUCGAGCUGCUGCCGGCCGUCGGGCACUUCCUCGGCUGGGCCGCCGCGCACCUCCACCCGCCUUCGCUCCUCGCCGCGCGACUCUCUGCGCGCGACCGCCUAUGCGACUCCCUGCUGCGCCUGGCCAAGGCUCGCAACAACUCGGCCUCGGCCGGCAAACGGGCGUGGCCGGGCCAUUGGGAGGACGAGGAGCUGCGCAGCGCCUUCGCGCUCGGCAUGGAGCAGACCGAGCAACACACGUCGAUGCAGGUGGCCCUGGCCGCCCUGCGGCUGCACCAGUCGCUGCGGCCGCACCUGACCGAGCACCAGGAGGAGCCCCCCGGAGCCACCCCUGGGCCCGCCGUCCAGCAGCCCCAGCCCCCGCGCGUAGACGACAGCGCCGCGGGCCAAGCGCCGCCGGCGCCAACUGCCGCGCAGGGCCGAGAGAGCAGCCACCGCAGUCCCACUGCCCCGCCGGCUCCGCGGGCCGCAGAGCCACCACGACCCGAGCCCGCAGCCAGAGACCCCGCACCAGCGCCAGCGCCCGUAAAGCCAAUGGCAGUUGAGCAGCAGGAGCAGCGAGAGGGCCGACCUGCGGAGGCUGGGGUGAAGCGGAAACCGAUCGCCGAUCAUGUUGAAGAGAAGCUGGAGCUGGAGCUGGAGCAGGAGCUGCUUCCCACCACGACCACCGCCAAGACGACGACAACGACGAAGAAGCAGAAGAAGGCCAAGAGCGAAGAGCACCCAGUGCCACCGUCGCCAGCGUCGCGGUCCUGCCGGCAGACUCUGAUCCUGCGCCACCCGUUCACAACCAGCCCGGCCUUCGGGCACGGCUGGCGGGCCGCCCUGCUCGCGGACACCCACGGAUUCCCAACCGACAGCCGGUUCGGCCCACGGCCACCACAGCCCCAGCCCCCGCCGCCGCCACCGCCCCUCCCCGCCUCCACCAAUCCGUUCCUCAGCCGCGUUUGA
Molecule: messenger RNA, 2043 nt
Organism: Acanthamoeba castellanii str. Neff
Lineage: Eukaryota; Discosea; Longamoebia; Acanthamoebidae
Exons: 12
Coding region: 1-2043 (680 amino acids)
Biological process (GO): nuclear-transcribed mRNA catabolic process, nonsense-mediated decay
Cellular component (GO): telomerase holoenzyme complex
Molecular function (GO): protein binding; telomerase RNA binding; telomeric repeat DNA binding
Source: RefSeq, a predicted model, not a curated record